AUGGAGAAGACCAAUGUAUCCUAUGAAGAUUUUAUAAGUGUACAGGGGCAAGCUGUUCAUGUAAAACCGGAUCCUGUAUCUCCAGCAAGAGUUGUUGUGGUGAUGUGUUUUUCCCUUUUCUUCAUCUAUGUGAACAGUGUCAUGUUCUUUACUGUGAGGAGCAAGCAGACCUUCAGCGAGUCUUCGCGCUACAUACUCUUUUCUAACAUUCUCAUCGGUGAUUCUUUCCAUCUGCUGGGCUUGGCAGUGCUGUAUUUGUUUUCUGUGGGAAAUCUACACCUGAUCAGUGCACUCUGCAACCUAUUCAUAAUGAUACCUUCUGUCACAUUUUCAAUCUCCCCCCUCAACCUGGCAGUUAUGUCAAUGGAACGUUAUGUGGCCAUUUGCUUUCCUUUUCAGCACACAGAGUUUGUCACCAAAAAAAGGGCAUAUUUAUCCAUAGCUGUAGUCUGGUUGCUUAGUUCGAUCAACUUCAUUAUUGACAUAUUGUACAAAAUUGUGGUGGAUUCAAAUUCUCUGACGACACACAUAACUUGCAGACGAAGGAUGCUGUACAUUGCUAAAUGGCAGGUAAAAUUGUCCCAAAUGUUUAAUGGUCUUUACUUUGCAAUUAUAUCUCUAAUUCUUGUCUAUACCUACAUUGGUAUUAUAGUAGCAGCUAGAUCUGUUUCCACAGACAAGAAGUCAGCCACAAAGGCUCAUAGAACUGUGCUGCUCCAUCUGAUUCAGCUGGGACUGUGUCUCUUGUCUUUUUUGUUUAGCACCUUAAACAGAAUGAUAGAGCUGCUUCAGGCUGACCGUGCAUUGUUCUUGCACCUGCAAUUCCUCAAUUUUUUCUCCCUCAUCAUUCUUCCCCGAUGUUUGAGUCCCCUUAUUUAUGGCCUGAGAGACAGUGCCUUCCGGCCGCUGUUCCUGGGAUACUUCAAGUGCAACCUAAGCACAGUCAACCCUGUUGUCAUAACUGACAAAAAAAGAUGUAUUUCAAUGAAAUAA
Messenger RNA from Conger conger (European conger), 993 nucleotides. Its product is annotated as odorant receptor 131-2-like. The transcript has a single exon. The coding region runs from base 1 to 993 and encodes 330 amino acids. The record is from RefSeq and is a predicted model, not a curated record. Gene Ontology annotation, cellular component: membrane. NCBI's taxonomy places the organism in Eukaryota, Metazoa, Chordata, Actinopteri, Anguilliformes, Congridae. Gene Ontology annotation, biological process: G protein-coupled receptor signaling pathway. Gene Ontology annotation, molecular function: G protein-coupled receptor activity.